Molecule: messenger RNA, 513 nt
Organism: Alternaria atra
Lineage: Eukaryota; Fungi; Ascomycota; Dothideomycetes; Pleosporales; Pleosporaceae
Exons: 1
Coding region: 1-513 (170 amino acids)
Source: RefSeq, a predicted model, not a curated record
AUGGGGGCCAUAUUCUCCCUUCCUUUUACGAUCCUCAAUCUCCUGUUGCCAUUCACGCGAUCCGACACGCCGUUGUCGCAAGACCUCUUUCAUACAGCCGUCCUAUGCGGAACGUUAUAUUUCGCCCCACAAAUAGGCGAAUGGUACAAUGCGCAACGGCAAGCAGCAGAGACAGGAUCAGGCCAAAGAGAAGACAAUGAGGACACGAAUCGCCCGGUCGAGCAAGCGACCAGAAACCGAGGCGAUACACGAGAACAAGAACAAGGUGAACAACUCCCUCUAGACGAACGUUUGGUCCUUCAAGACGACGGCACAGAACCCGCGCGACCACCCCGAGCACCCACUCCACCACCCCACCAAGCCCACGUCGAAGAUCUCCCCGAACCACACCAUGCUCAACAACGCAACCACGAAGCACAAGAAGCCCAACUCCCCGACGAUGCCUUCGCCCCCGGCCCCGCAAACCCCCACCACAACACAACGCAAACCGCCCGCCCCCAACGCAACGCGUAG